AUGGACAUGGUUAUGGCUUUUGCUCAGGAGGACUGCACGGAAUCGAAUCCUCACCUACAAACUCUGGCUGGGACCCUGGGGACAGACACGGAGGAGCGGCUGGUGGAACACCUCCUGGACCCGUCACGCUACAAUAAGCUCAUCCGGCCGGCCACCAAUGGCUCCGAGUUGGUCACCGUGCAGCUGAUGGUGUCCCUGGCUCAGCUCAUCAGCGUGCACGAAAGGGAGCAGAUCAUGACGACCAACGUGUGGCUGACGCAGGAAUGGGAGGAUUACCGCCUCACGUGGAACCCCGAGGACUUUGACGACAUGAAGAAAGUGCGGCUACCCUCCAAGCACAUCUGGCUUCCAGAUGUUGUGCUCUACAACAAUGCCGAUGGAAUGUACGAAGUGUCGUUCUAUUCCAACGCGGUGGUAUCCUACGACGGCAGCAUCUUCUGGCUCCCGCCCGCCAUCUACAAGAGCGCCUGCAAAAUCGAGGUGAAACACUUCCCCUUCGACCAGCAGAACUGCACCAUGAAGUUUCGCUCGUGGACUUACGACCGCACGGAGAUCGACCUGGUGCUGAAGAGCGAGGUGGCCAGCUUGGACGAUUUCACACCCAGCGGCGAGUGGGACAUCAUUGCCCUGCCGGGGCGGCGCAACGAGAACCCCAACGACUCUACCUACGUGGACAUCACGUAUGACUUCAUCAUCCGGCGCAAGCCCCUCUUCUACACCAUCAACCUGAUCAUCCCAUGCAUCCUCAUCACCUCUUUAGCCAUCCUCGUCUUUUACUUGCCCUCGGAUUGUGGCGAGAAGAUGACCCUCUGCAUCUCGGUCCUGCUCGCCCUCACCGUUUUCCUGCUCCUUAUCUCCAAAAUUGUGCCCCCUACCUCGCUGGAUGUGCCCCUGGUGGGCAAAUACUUGAUGUUCACCAUGGUCUUGGUGACCUUCUCCAUCGUCACCAGCGUCUGCGUGCUGAACGUGCACCACCGCUCGCCGACCACCCACACCAUGCCGCCGUGGGUCAAAGUGGUUUUCCUGGAAAAACUGCCCAUGCUCCUCUUCAUGAAGCAGCCGCGGCAGAACUGCGCCCGCCAGCGGUUGCGUCAGAGGCGUCAGAACCAGGAACGUACCACCAGCAGCUUCUUCCGGCGAGAUGGGGCUCAUUCCUGCAUGCGUUACGUCAACCCUGCCACCGUUACUAAGUUGGGGACGGGAAACAAUGGUAAUGGUGGCGGCAGUGGUGGCGCCAGCAGACCUUUCACGGAAACAUCCGAUGGGGCCAACGGUUACCGAGACAGGCCGGGUCAAGCGGCGCCACCCGGCCACUGCUGUUGCAGCCUGGAGGAAGCUGUGGAUGGAGUCCGUUUCAUUGCAGACCACAUGAAAAGCGAGGACGACGACCAGAGUGUGAGCGAGGACUGGAAGUACGUGGCCAUGGUGAUCGACCGCCUCUUCCUGUGGAUCUUCAUCUUCGUCUGCGUCUUCGGCACCGUCGGCAUGUUCCUGCAAAACUACGCCUCCAACUCUCUGCUGCAGCUGAACCACGGCGUGCCCGGCUCCAAAUAG
Messenger RNA from Gekko japonicus, 1554 nucleotides. RefSeq names its product cholinergic receptor, nicotinic beta 2 (gene CHRNB2). Gene Ontology annotation, molecular function: acetylcholine-gated monoatomic cation-selective channel activity; transmembrane signaling receptor activity. Lineage: Eukaryota; Metazoa; Chordata; Lepidosauria; Squamata; Gekkonidae. Gene Ontology annotation, cellular component: neuron projection; postsynaptic membrane; synapse. The record is from RefSeq and is a predicted model, not a curated record. Gene Ontology annotation, biological process: monoatomic ion transmembrane transport; chemical synaptic transmission; regulation of membrane potential.